Vicia villosa (hairy vetch) is the source of this 381-nucleotide messenger RNA. RefSeq lists its product as uncharacterized. The record is from RefSeq and is a predicted model, not a curated record. The coding region runs from base 1 to 381 and encodes 126 amino acids. Gene Ontology annotation, molecular function: RNA binding. Lineage: Eukaryota; Viridiplantae; Streptophyta; Magnoliopsida; Fabales; Fabaceae. The transcript is spliced from 2 exons.
AUGGCCACUAAAGGUUCUAACGGUGCUGGUGUUUGGAGGAAGGUGGAUUACAGUAGGAAGUCGUUACCUAGGUGGGAUAUCACUAAUGGAGAUGAAGCCAUUGAAUUGUUUUACGAGUUCAAAGCCUUUGGAGAAAUUAUGGAGUUUGUGAUUCCACCUAAAAAGGAUAAAUAUGGUAGGAGAUAUGGUUUUGUGAGGUUUGUUAAUGUGCCGGAUGUAAAAUCUCUUGAGAUCAAACUAGACAACAUGUUUCUUGAUGGUAGGAAGCUGCAUGUUAACUUGACGAGAUUCAACAGACCUGUUCUUAUGCAGAUAUUUUCAUAUCAGAAGGAAAGAAGGGUGUUUAAGGGAGAACCGGCGGGUGAGAAGAGGGGUUAUUAG